UUGUCCUUCUGGUGCAGCAGGGCGCGCUGAUGAUGUUGAGAGAAAGUUGGGUGAGAGCGAGAGUUUUGAUGAGGGAGAGAGUGAGCAUAAGGGCGGCGGACGCCGAAGGCGAGCCGAGUGCAUUUGUUGCGUGCUCGGAAGGAGAGGGUUGUUUGUUGCUCGGCUUCCCCUGCUGGCAUCAACACGUUGCUGUGGCCGUGUGCCAGGAUGCGGGAUUAGGGAUGUCAAUGGGCUUUUCUUUUCGGUGAGGGGAAGUGUGAUAUGGUUUAAGCUGGAAAGGAUCUGGAUCGGCGGUGGGGAAGUUCGGAGUCGUUCGGGUCGGCCGAACUUUAUAAAGGGACUGCGCCGAACACGACAGGAUUCAAAAGCCUUUCACGGUUCUUACGGUGCGGUUCGUCACACAUUUUUUCUCUCUGUCGUGUUUCACUCUGUAUCAAUUUUUCUGUUAUUUAUUAUGAACUUUAUGAAUCGAUUCUGCGUGCCGUUCCCUGUAUAAUCUACCUGUGUAUGUGUACAGUUACUAAUCACCGCUAAUCAGUCUACUCGUGUCUAUUGCUAACUCAACUAAUACUAAGCACAACGCAGUAAUCGUAAAAUUUGUUGAUUUUCGCUAUUCUGUCGUAUCCCCGCGCGCGCUCUUCUACCGAAUCAAAAAAAGGAAAUCAAACGUACGCCAGCGGGAAUCAAGAAACGGGAAGUGCAACUGCUGUGUGUGAAACCUAGAGUAGUGCAAAACAGUGCAAAGAAAGGUGCAAAGCGGUGCAAAAGCUGGAUUAAUCGACCGCACAUACACAGAACAACAGGAAACAGUGGAAGAAUAAUACUUUUUAGUUAGUUCGAUGUGCGUCAAGGCAGUUUCUGGUCCGGUACGGCGGAUCCAUUGCGGUUUGGUGCGUCCAAAGUUCCGACCGCGGUCGUCAACCCGUGGCUAGGGUGUUUCCCUAAAUGAACUGAAUGUGUCUCGUGGUCCGUCACUUCCGGUGUUUUUCGGUUUUUGCCAGUGUAUCGUGUCGUUGUCAGUGCAUUCUCUCAAGUACACUUCCGGUGUGUCUUUCGGUUUGAUUUGCUAUGUUCGGGACCACGAGAUGAAGAUUACGCUACGGUUCUACCACUCUACUAAACACUACUGUGUGCUACUACUGAAACUCUUGGAUACGUAACUCUGAAGCUGUACUACUCUCCGACCUUCGCCGCGAAACUGUGUGAACUCUGGAUUUUUACGUUAAGCCGUUAUGUCUGUACGUGUACGUCUCUGAGUGUGCCCAAGUCUGGAUGUCUGUUCUGAUUUCGUUUCGGUUGGAAUCUAGUAAAACAGACUCGUAAAACUAUAUCGGCGAAGUGCGAGUGAACUGCUUCCGCCCCGAAGCGCCCCCUGCUGGGAGAUCUAUGUUGGGGACGUGAAUGCCGCCGGGAACAACCCAAACGAAGAAAACGGAGUAAAGUUUUUGGUAUCUGUGUCACGUUCGAAUAUAAAAUUUAUUCCAUCCCGGGGAGCAACGCCCAACCUUCCCGCAUCUCCCCUAACGCAACGGCGAACCAGAAAAAGCCCCAAAAGCGACAAAAACUAUCGAUUUUCGUCGAGACCGGCUGCCUGCGCUUUGUGCUGCAACAUUUAUCUCAGUCGUUCAGUUCGCCUCCCAAAAAAAAAUACAAGAAGAAAAAGUUACACCCGGUUCUGACCUCCCAGGGCCCGGGGAAAACAUGAAUUGACUUUUCGCGACCCGAUCCGCCCUUCAAGCAAACGAAACAAACAAGUACCUGAUUACACGCGCUACCCGUUUUUUCGGUCGGAAACAGACCUCCGUCGACGUCGCCAUCAUCCACCAUGCCACGCUGUCUAAUGGCCAAGAAGUGGAAGGCCUACCCGUGGCCCGACCGGGUCGAAGAAUCUCCAGCAUCGCCUUCGCCACCGCCACCGCCCCAAGUGGUCGUCGAAGUCCUCGAGGAAGACGAAGAAAUCGACGUCGUCGGUGAUUCGCCGGCGGCCGCCGCCUCCAAGAGUUCCUCAACCACUCCCGCAACCCAGUCCUCAUCCGCGUCGCCCUCCUCGUCAUCAUCUUCGGCGACAUCCACAUCCACCAGUGGAACCAGUGGUGCCACCUGUUGGGGUCCCUCGUCACCGACGGCAGGUGCUACGGCGCCCAGCCCUCCGCCACACUCGCCGGAAGCGGCCACCCGGGAUGCGUCCUCGACCAUGCUCUACAACGGUUACAGCCAGGACAUCACACACCACUUCACCGCCUACCUGCCCAAGCUGGAACACGACGGAGGCUAUCCGCAGCAACAACAGCAACAGCAAACAACGCACUACAUCCUGCCGCCAACUCCAACGUCUCCUCCUCGGUCACCGGAAGACCCGCACCGAAGUCCCUCCCACGGCAGUCCCUCGUCGGCGAAAAAGCAUCUUUUCAGUAGCUCCGGAACGGCACUGUCACUACCCCCAAAAAAGAAAGACAUCUACCGACCGUACUCGUUGGACGAUAGGCCCCGGAACUACGAAAUCCGAAUCCCUGCCGAAGAGGACCUUCAUGCGGCGCACGCCAUUCUGGACCUGAGCGCGUCGACGGCAUUUCUUCCACCUCCUGCGCCGCAUCAACUGCUGCAGCACCACAGUCAGCAGUUGAUGCACCAGGAGGAUCGUCUACAGACUGUGCCUAGUUCGCUGGGAUCGCCGGAGCAGAACGAGAACAAGAAUAGCACAAAUACCUUGGAUGACAGUAAACCCUGUAAGACGGUAGCCUAUACGUACGAAGCCUUUUUCGUGAGUGAUGGACGAUCGAAGAAGAAGGUUAGCGAUCCGAAGAUAGUUCUGGAGACUAAGGCCAAAUACACCUGUACCGAGUGUGGAAAGCAGUACGCGACUUCGAGCAAUCUCUCACGGCACAAGCAGACGCACCGAAGUCUGGAUUCACAGUCGGCGAAGAAGUGUAUGACCUGCGGCAAGGCGUACGUCUCCAUGCCGGCCCUAGCGAUGCACGUCCUAACGCACAAACUUUCACAUAGCUGCGGGGUCUGUGGAAAGUUGUUUUCGAGACCUUGGUUACUGCAGGGUCACCUCAGGUCACAUACUGGGGAAAAACCUUACGGUUGCGCGCAUUGCGGAAAGGCUUUCGCCGAUCGGUCGAACUUGAGGGCGCACAUGCAGACACAUUCCAUAGAUAAGAACUACCAGUGCCAACGGUGUCACAAGACGUUCGCGCUGAAGUCGUACCUCAACAAGCACCUGGAGUCAGCGUGUUUCAAGGAAGAUCCUAGCCUGGGUCCACCACCGUUGCUGAGUCCAAGCCACUGUAUGGACGACAUGGAUAGCCACGACGGCCACCAACUGAUGAGCGGAGUGUCCCUGGUGGACAAACUCGGAGCGCGCGUACAGGUGAAGAAGGAGAACAACAAUGACGAAGCUUUAAAUCAAAACUUUGCAACCCUGGCGGCGGCAGCAGCGGCCAGCAGUGGGGUCGCCACCAGCAAUAUACUUGUGAUGAAGAACGUGGCCGGCAGUUUGCUGGCCAGUAGCAAUAACGGUCCGUCCACGGCGCGGACCGCCACCAUCCUGACAACGAACCCGACGGCAGCGGCGGCAGCUGUCCUGGGAGCCGUCAAUGGCACAACGACCAUCCUGACCACGGGCAGCCAUCCGACGGCGGCUGUCCACAUAAAUGUCAACUUCAGCGGGUAACCGAUAGUGGAUGCGGCCGCUCUGGCCGCCACCAAGGCUUAUCGUAUUAUUUUAAACUAGACGGGCGGCCCGGGGUUCAGACUCGCCAUCUACGCAGUCAGUGCAAUCGCUUCGCGAAGUGUAAUUAAACGCUAGUUUUCGAUAGAAGAGGUUUGAUUUUAGCAGGGAGUGUACGGAAGCAGUUUGUAAGUAGCGUUUUCCACUUUUAAAACGAGCAACUUUUACCAGUUUUUUUUCUGUUUCGAUUAAACCCCAUAGCUGUAGUUCAUACAAACAAACAACCCUAGAAUACAAACACUUGAAUACACUAACAAAGAAACAAACACAAACACACACAUCCAAACAAGAAGCGAAACGAUACGUCAAAACAAAAAAAGUGUUUAUGGAUGAAAUCCUGUAGGAAAAAAGAAGAAAGCAUUCCAGAAGCAAUCCCAAGAGCAAUUAAUCGAUUCAAUUAACCUAGUGGUACUACCAAUUUCAAUUAUGCGUUGACUUUUACCUGUAGAAACUGCUUUACCCUCUCUUAACACAAUAUAUAUUUAUCAAACCAGCCAGGCUAAAGCGCAUCGAAUGCAAGCGAAACUGUACAAAGAGUAAGGCCGUAGAGAGGUUAUGUUGACGGAAAAACAAGUUAAUUACAGCAUUUUAAAACUCCCGUUCAGGCAAAGGCAAUCGCUCGCUCGUUUGACACCCGUUUUGUUAUGGAGGGAAAAGCCCCAACCCAGUUGACACACAACGAAGCCUCGAGUAUGAAACCCCCGGCGUGCGGUGUCACGGAAGCACCAGUCGCGGUGUCCUUAUCGCUGCCGCACCCGCCCGAAAUCUGACUGAAAAUGGAAAGUCAACUCAAUUGUAGGCGUAGACUGUGUAGGAAGGGAAACGUCAAGAAAAAAAAACUCAAGAAUUUUGAGGUUAUCAGCGAACAGAAGACGGAGACGGGGCACAAUAAUGUCAAAUGAUGAAGGUGUGUAGGCUUGCUUCGGGAGACUUCGUUAUCGGAGGCCCCGCCCCCUGUCCGUCCAUCACCGUCAUCGGCUGCGCUUGCAAGCUAGUUGACACAUCUACGAUAAGGGCUGAAGGCGGUGGAGUACACCGCCGGACGUAGAUGAAGAAAUAAAUUGGUGAACUGCGUUGUGGGGAACUGUGCGCCGUGGAGUGAGAGAACUGAUAAGUCAGUCAGGAGAGUGUAACAACUGUGACAGAGGUGAGUUUACAGGAAGCACUGGGAACCUGCGGGGGAUGGAAGGUGCGAAAGGAGUAGCGUGCGGGUGACAGGUCUUCAUUUUUGCUGAUUAGCGAUGGUGGUGAAGUUGGGGGCAAAAGUUCCUCACGUGCUAAGCGAUGUUGAAAUCCGCUCAGAUUGGACGAUGCAUUAGAACAAAAAAAAAAACUGACCGACACGCAACAUUAAUCGUUUUGGCGAUCUGAUCAGGCCGUGUUCUCAGCACCACCACCAUCAUCACCUAAUGGCUUCAGGCUUCGGAGUGCGACCCGCAAAAACACAGAAAAAAACUACACUGCAAGCAAUUUUGUCAUUAAUCAUUCCCAUUCGAUCCUUCUUCUCGUUCGCCUUGGUGGUCGUCUUCAUUGCCACCACCAACAACAUCACAGACAAAUGGUACAAACACUCCAAAUAUGAUUCUCAGUAGAAAAUCUAUGAUUCAAAAUGUCAACUUGAAAAUCAACAGGUGGCGCUGGUGUGAAAUAGUGUUAUAGACAAAACGGUGGUCAGUCCAGUCAUAUGGGAAACAUUUGUUUACAAGAUGCUGGUAAUCACAGACAAACUUUUGUCGUUUGACAGCAAAACGAUAAGAUUGAUCGUUUAACUGUCAAUCAACAAUAACUAAUGUUAUUAGAAACGCUGGAUUGUCAUCUUAUCGUUCCGGCGUUUCACAAGCAAGAAUGUUCACCGCAAUCCGGAUGCGUUACUGGUAGGAUCCUAGAUGAUUUGAUGUCUGGUUGUUCGUGUCAUUUUGGCAGUAACUUAUCGAUUAACUGUCGAAUGGCACAAGUCAGACGUCAUAUCGAAUAAUCUGUACCAGAAAGCAAGUUGCGAGAGCUAAUGAUCGCCACCGUUAAGCUCCUUUUUUCUACUGGUAAUCACACGUCCUGUAUGCCUGUACCGUUUGACAGUUGAUCGAUAAGAUCGAUCACCAAUCUUAUCGAGUAAAUGUCAAACAACACAGCCAAAAAGUCAAACCGUUAGAUCCCUACCAGAGAAUGAGCUCAGUUUUUGGCGGCCAAAAGCGCAUCUGAAUUGCUGGAUUGAAACGUCAGAUUGAGAAGUAGAUAUUCGCCUCCUUAGAAGUGAGAUCUUCAACUUUGAUAAUUAGGAACAAUUUCGCUUCCAAUUGUCUGUGUUACCAUCAUCGUCACACCGUAUCGUCGCUACCGGCACUCCUUCCAUCUUUUUCGCAUCGUCGACUCCAGUCAACCCAACCAGCUAUAGGUAGCGUAGAGCCCGACAUCGGGAGCUCCCCCUUCCUACCAGGAACUAUUUAUUAGAUUUUAUUCAAUUAUUUAUUCAUCGUCCGUGUUACACUUCCUGGCUGUCUCCGUGGGGAAAAGCUCUGGUUGUUUUCUUUUUUUUUGCGUUGCGUUCAUACCAGCCAUUCAGACUGCGGAUUGGCUAGUUUACUACCCAUGCUAGCUAGUUAGCCCUCGUUAUCGUUGUCACGAUCAUUGGUGGUUGGGCUCGGAAGUGGAACCAUGGUGAGUCGAAAGGUAACUCAUUUGAUGACAGACGGGUAGAAGAGACGGAUAAUGAAGAUAAGAAAAAAAAUGGUCUGAAUUAUGUUUUGAGGUUUUAAUUUGCGUAAAAAAAUGUGAUUCUGUUCUUUAGGAUGAAAAAGGUGUUGUUCAAACAAACUUAGAUAAAAAAAAUAUGAAAAAAAAUACCGAUUUUUCAUGGGAAUCGAACUUACUUACCGCUUGGACCAGCGCUUUAACCAACUGGAGCACUGAACAUGUUACGAUUCAGCGGAAAAGAAACCUAAACUAGGCUUCAUAAGUCUGAACUAAAAUUCCACAAAGGUGAAGAUAUGACGAAGCUUCAAGAGCUCAAAUCUGAAAAACCAAAUGACGGUCCACACUGAGAAGUUGAUCGAUUCACCAUUGGUGGUAAUCGUUCGAUCAACUUUCCAGCACGAUGCUUCAUCUGGAUCUUCAAAUUAAAAGUAAAAAGUCCUUGGAAGAAAAAAAAAAAAAUUUGAAAAAAUAACUGAGCAGUAAUGGGUUUGAAGUGGAUGGAAACUUUUUGAAGCAAAUAUGACUCCGUUAACGAGAGUUUUGUAUACUUAAAAACAUAUUUUCCAAUAUGGAAUUGAAUCCUAAAAAUAAUGUCAUAAGCAUCAACAUUUACAUUUUAAAUUUAGAGUCCAUACCAUUUUGGUAUAGAUAAAUAUAGGGAGCGAUGACUCCAGGCCAUAUGACUGUUCCAGUGUUCAUUACUGCCAAAAAAGGGAAGGGUUCUUGUAAAUUUUACAAGCACUUGAAUGAGAAUACCACAGAGUAUAUAUGUUAGAAAACUCUCGAAUAUUUCUCCAAAAUAGUUUAUUUUCAGUUUCCCCCAGUUAUUUCGGAAAUAUUUUAAAAUUAUUUUAGGAUUUAAUCAAGUUUCCUCUAAAAGCUGAUUUUUUUAGACAUAUUUUGAUUUUCCAAAAAAUGCUUCCAGAAUAUCCUGUAGAUCUUCUUCCGUGAUCUUCUAAUUAUUAGAUUGAUUUGUCGGAGGAAUUCGUAAUGGCAUCUUGGGAAUUGCUCUUGAAAAGGUUUUCAGAGUAGCGUUGGGCAAUUUUGAAUCGAUGUUCGCAACAUCGAUGUUUUUAUUCCGAUUAAUCGAUUUUUUGAAUCGAUCUUCAAGCCCCACGAAAUCGACUGAAUCGAUUUUUUACAUUCGAUUUUUCUGAUUUGGAGGAGGUAUACGACUGGGAGGAAAUGUUGAACUGUUGUGGCUUUUUCAGUCUAAGAGCAUUGAAACGGCUAGUUUGGCAUAGCCCGACGUUUCGGUCCCGUGUAUUGGACCUUUUCCACAACAGUUCAACAUUCGAUUUUUCUUUCGAUUCAAAAAUAUUACUUUUUAUCAGAAUGCACUGUAGAAUUUAAUCAUCAAAUAAUGUACAUAAAAUCGAGUGUCUAUAUAAUCUGGGGUUUAAUAAAUCGAGACAUACCUGUAUAUCUCAGGUUUUUUAGGCAAUACCUCCAAGGAGUCUAAGUGAAUCUUUCUAAGGAUUCUCGAGGAAUCCUUAUUAUGGUCUAGUCUAGUGAGUCCCUUUCAGGGUUCUAUUGCAUCCUUCUCAGAAUUCUAGGUCAGCCCAUCUCUGGAUUCCGAACAUUGUUUUUUUUUUGAGAAUCCCUCUUAGGAUUCUAGAUGAAUUUGUUUUAAUAAUGUGGAGGAUCCCUCUCAAGGCUCUGGUACAAUCUCUUUAAGGAUACUAAUGAGAUGUCUAAUGUUUUUUCAUUAAUGCAGCAGAAUUUUUCUCGGGAUCUUAAGAGAAUCCCUCUCAGGUAUCUUGGAGAACCCCUCACAGGAUUCUGGAAGAACCCGCUAGGGAGUUCUGAGGAUAUCCGUCUAAGCAUUCAGAGAGACUCCGGAGCAAAAACUACUCACAGGAUUCUGAGGCAAUCCGUCACAGGAUUCAGGGAGAACCCAUUACGGGAAUCUGAAGAAAUCCCUCAGGAUGCUGGAAGAAUACCUUUAAAGAUUCUGAGAGAAUCCAUACCAGAAAACUAGAGUAAUCUCUACCAGGAUUCUAGAAAAAUCCUUGAUAGAAUUCCUAUUGGAAGAGUCUUUCUCGGUUUUCUGGGAUAAGGUCUCUCAGGAUGCUGGUGUGAUAAUUUUCAGCAUUUUGAAGAAAUCUCUCACAGAACUUUAGCGGAAUCCUCUGAGUUAUGGAAGAGUCCCUUGAAAAGUUUUGGAGGUUUUUUUCUCAGCAGAAUUAUAUGGGAAUACCUAUCAGAAUUCUAGGAAAUCUUUGGAUUCUAAGGUAAUUCAUUUCACGAUUUUUGAGUAUUUCCUACCAAGGGUGAAAUCGCUUUCAGGACAAACAAUUUCUGGAUGAUCUGGGUUGAUUUCUGUAAGGAUUCUAAAAGACCUUCACUUAGGAUCCCACUCAGAAUUCUGAGGAAAUCUUUCUAAGCAUUCUCAGGAACUCCUCUCAGACUUCUUGGAGAAUCAUACUCGGAAUUGUGGCGAAAUUACGAAUUCUGGGGGAAUAUCAGGAUUCUGGCUCACACAGGGUUCAAGUAGCGUCCUUCUCAGGAUUCUGCGUUAGACCCUUUUAAGAUUCUGGGGGAAUAUUACUAGUGUUCUGCUGGUACUUUUCCCAAGACUCUCUGAAAAUUCGGCUUUUUGGGGUAAUCCCCGUCAGGAAUCUGGGGUAAUUUCUCUCAAAAUUCUGAUCAAUUUGUCUCAUGAUUCUGGGAAAAUCCUUGCGAUUCUGGGGCUUAAUUUUUUAAGGUUCUAGGGCACUUUCUUUCAGAAUUAAUAAUUAUUGAUGAAUCUCUCACGAGAUUCUGGACAGAAAUUUGGAUUUUGGAGAAUCCCUCGCAUAGAUUUGUGACUCCUCUUAUAUUUUAAGAGAAACCUUGAAAGAAUUUCCGAAGAAAUCAUAAUAACAAUUACUAGACGAAUUUUCAGUGGUACUUUCAACAAUUUUGAUGCAACUUUGCAGAUAUAAGAAAAAGAUAGGAUUCUGGAUGAUUUUCUGAAGGAAUCUUAUGUAAACUUCUAAAAGAGUAUUUUUUGGAAAAAUUUUCGUAAACAUUUUUAAGAAACUUCUGGAAAGAAUACCUGAGCAUUACCAGGCAAAAAAAUAUAGAACUUGGUGGAUGAAUUUCUCGUGAAAUAUUCAUGAAAUUUGAAGGACUUUUUAAGACGAAUCCUUAAGAGUUUUUCAAGAUGAAUAUUUGGAAUAUUUCUUGGAAGAAUUUCUGGGGGAAUCUUCGGAUGAAUCCUCACAGAAACUUUUAAAGAAAUCCUACCAGGAAUUUCUAAAGGAUUUCUUGAAAGAGCUUCUGGAGGAAAAAAUAUUCGAGGAAAUGCCAAAAAAGUACUAAAGAAUUAAGGCAUUUUUUUUAGAAUUCUUGAAACAAUUUGAUUUGGAAAUUAUUGGUGGAAUUUCUGAAGAAAUACUUUGAUUAACUUUAGGGGAGAUCCUUGAAGGAACGUUUGGAAGAAAUUUUCAAAAAAAAAUUCUGCUUAAAUCCUCGGAGAAGUUUCUUCCAAAAUUCAUGAAAGGAAAGCAUCGUUAAAGAAUAUCUUGAACCUCUGGAGCAAAUCAUGAAAACGCUCUGGGAGAAAAUCAUUGAAAACCCUCGUAGGAAUUCCAGAAUAAAUCUACGCAGACCAUCCUUGGCAAGCUGCGAACAAAUCUGUGGGAAAUUUAGAGUGAAACUUCUGAGAUUACUCCUCUUCGAAGUUUUAAAGAAAUCUGAGAAGAAAUUGCCAGAUGGAAGUAAAGCAUUCAGAAUGCUCAAAACUAGAAACUUUAUUUUUUUUUGAAACUUCUUCAAAAGAAGUUCAAAAGAGGUUUUCUUUUUCAAUGUUUAUCAAUUUUUCAGAAUUUUUAAUUCAGAAUUUUUAAUGACGUAAUAAAUUGAGAUAUUUUUAAAUUACAGUAAAGGUCUAACAUGGAAUCUUAGAGCUUAGAACACUGAAAAAUUGUUGAGGACUCGCUAGUAGAGUCCAUUCAAAGUUUUCAAUUUCAGUAGAUGUUUUCUAACAAAUCAUCCAAAAAUCAAACUUAAACUUCAGCAUGUAUAACUUAUCGUGAUUUUUAUGGAAAAUUAGGUUUUUUUCUUUUUUUAACUCAAAUGAAUUUCUUGAUUUCUUUCAUUUAUAUAGACGAAUAUCUGGAGAAAUGCUCUCAGACAAAUUUAGACGAAAUUUUUAACAGUUUCUAGAUGAAUAUUUGAAAUAUUUCUUGGAAGAAAUAAAAAAGGAUUCCUUGAAAGAUGCUUUGACGAAAUGUUUGAAAAAAAAAAAACAUUUAGAGGCCUCUAACAAAUUAUAACAGAUGUUUAUAAAUGUAUGUCCUCAAGGGAGCUUCUGAUUUUUUAUUUUGAAUUUCUGGUGAAAUCUUUGGAAAAAAUCAGCAAGGAAUUCGCGGAUAGCUACUGAAAUUUGUUAUUGAAAUCUUGGGAAAUUUGAGAAUUCCGGGAAAAUCUUGAAAAUUUUGACACAUCUGAAGAAUAUUUGGGAAAAACUAAGCAGAUCUCUCUGUGAAUUUUCUGAAGUGACUUUUGAAAAAUUUCAGUCGUUCUCGAGUUAAAUACUUGAGAAUACCUCAAAGAAAUUUCUCAAUACUGGUACUUGAGAGAGUUCGACUGACAUGUGUGAUCAGCUAAUUUAUCGGCGCUGCAGUCUUGGGGAAUCAAAAUGACUGUUUUAGAUUUGUCCCGACGUUUCGACUCUGUUUCGAGUCUUCUUCAAAGUAGCUAGAUUUCUCAAUACUUUUUCUAAGAUUCCGAGGUUAUUUUUAAAUAUAUAUGAAAAAAAAUUGGGAAAAAUAAUGAAAAAAUAGGUCAAGGAUGUCUCGAAAGUUCUCCGGAGGAAUUUCUGAAAAUGUUUUGGAAGAAAUUCAAUCAAAAACUUUGCAAGAGUUCCAGGGGAAAUCUUAGCAGGCAUUUCUUGAAAACGCAUCUUUGGAAAAAGGUGGGUGAAACUCCAGAAUUAAUUUUUGGUGUAAAUUCUGAUGAAGUCUUGGAAGGAAUUGCUGAUAGAAACCUCGUCGAUUGAUUUAGAAACAUCCAUCCAUUUAAAAAAAUCAGAAGAUACCUUAAUCCAUACUCUACAUGUGCACGAAAACCGAUUUUGAAAAUAUUGCUUUGAAAAUUCAAAAGCAAAAAUUUGAGAAAAUGCGUCCAGUUUCGCCUUAAUUCCUAAAAUUUUGGAUAAAAAAACCAAAAUAAAUUGAGAUGGUCUAUAAUUUCUGUAUAUAUGAUUAGUUCAAAUAUUAUAAAGUAUCCUGGAAUUAUUCAUAAAGGGCAAUUGCCGCAGACUUCUUCUGCACUUUUUUUUAGCAAACCGCUACGAAAUUUCUGAAAAUUUCCUCUUAAGAAAUUCCAGAGACAUCUUGAAGUGAAAUAACUUCAGGAGGCAUUUGAGAAUUAAAGGGAGUUUUGUAAAUACAUAUGGGGUAAUUGGAAAAACUAUUGAAAGAAAUGAUUGGCCUAAGAUUUCUCGCGUAAUCUCUGGAGGAAAACCUAAAAAUGUUCUUGAAAAAAAAAUAUAUAGAGGAAAUUUUGUAAGAAUUAUAUAAGAAAUCCUAGCAGGCAUUCCUGAAUAAGCUGCACAAUAAUAUUUGGGAAAUUGUUUGUGAAACUCCUAAAGCGUUUCCUUGUGCUUAUUCUGAAGAAAUAUAAAAAGGAAUUUCCUAUAGAAAUCUCAAAUUUUUUUUUAAUUUUUUUUGAGAUUUUAUAGAAUGAAACUUCAAUUGUUUUCUAUAGAAGAUCUUCCUAUCCAUUUCUGCUGAAUAUCCAGAAUUGCGAAUAAAAAAAAAACAAAAUAAAUUGAGAUGUUCUAUAAUUCCUGUAAAUCUGGUUAAUUCAAAUAUUUUAAGAACUAUGGAAAAUUUAAAAGUGGCUAGUUUCAGAUUUUAUUAUUUUUUUUUUAUCUGUUUUAAAGAGAUUUUUAGCCUCAGGCUAGUUCAUCUCGGGACCCACGCUUUACUUCCCUCCCGAAGGAAGAACUCACAUUUUGCGAGUUUGUCGGGAGUGGGAUUCGAUCCCAGGUCCUCGGCGUGAUAGUCAAGUGUUCUAAACAUCACACCAGGUCCGCUCCACAUUCAGAUUUUAUUAAUUUCAGUACCAAUUUCCAAAAAAAUGAUUGAAAUAUCAUUCAAACCAAAACUUUGAUCAUUGAUAUCUCACCAAAACGCUGCUGGUUUGGUAAAAAUAUUCAAGCUGAAAACUAGAACUGCCUGGCCUGCAAGUUAUUAUAGAAGAUUGGUUAUUAGUGAAAAUUUUAACAAAAUUUAUUGAAAAAAAUGUUUGAAAAUUUCUGCCAUAUAUCCGGCAAAUUUCAUGGAUUUUUUGUAGAAUAUUAAAAACCGCCUGACUGAGGAAAUUGAAGAAGAAGUUUCAAAUCAUUUGUAGAACAGUUUGUUAUGGAACUAAUGGUGAAAUAACUUGAUAUAUUUUUGUCGAUCCUCUCAAGAAUUCUUGAAUAAAAUUGAGGGAUAGUAUAUAGCCUGGAUUCUCAAAGGUUUUUCCAAUGAAAUAAGAAACAAAACAAGGUUUUUUGAGAAUGUUUAGUAGUACCCGAGGGAAGAAUCAAACGAACUGCUACAAUAUCAUUAAGAAGUUUGGUAAUUGGUAAAUAAAGAUUUUUAAAUGGAAUUUUAGGAAAUUUUCCAAAUUUUCAGUAUUAGGAGGCGAAUUAGUAAACGGCUGAAAGUCUCAUUAAUAAAGUGAAUUGAAUUGAAUAGAAUUUCCAAAAUUGCUCUACAAUGUCAAAGAUUUGCGAGAAAUUUCUUCCUUAUUCCGUGUUGAUAGAAAUUCUGCUAACUUUAUUUUAGUAAUGGUGCAUUACAAACAAGCUUAGAAAACAUUUAUCGAAAACUAUCCACGAUUUCUAUUUCAGGCAAAUCUCGAGAAAUUUAAAAAAAAAGUCGUCAAGCCUUUCCGCUUUUUAUUGGUCUACUGUAACGGCAUUCAGCAAAUGUUGUCGAUCAUAUAAAAAUGUGCAAUUCAAGUUGGCAGAUUUAUCGCAAGGUUUUCAUUUUUUUUUGUAGAAAUUAUGGUAGAAAUACUUAAUGGCUUGCAUAAAAAAGAAAAAAAAAAGUUUCCGUCAGUUUCCAUUUAAACAAAUGAAAACACUCAGGAUUACAGGUAACAAAAUUCUAAUUUCGAAAUCGUACUCCACACACAAACAGUUUGUUAAUUAUAGCCCGAGUCGAAUUCCAAGCUGUUUAAAAAUUGGGAAAUUACCAAAAUUCAAAAUUCGUGGGAUGAAGUGAUCCAAUUUCAAAUCUUUUUACAUGAAGAGAAAGCUGAGUACAUAUAAAGUAUUUCUAAACAUCUAACUGACUAUUUUCACCUGAUCAAUGAAAGUCAUGUAAUUAAAGAGUUUGUUGGACAAUGUCCCAAAAGUUUUGCGUAAUUUUCGAAAAAGAAAGCAUGUAGAUGUUUAUGUUCUAAAGAGAAAAUAACAGUUUCUGGUCUGAUGGUAUUUUUUCCUCGGCGUUUUUGAGCUCAAAACAUAUUUAACCAUUAAAAAUGUCCGACUGGUUACCGAGUUCCAAAGUACUUCAAUCUAGUGUAACUGGUGAGAAUGUUGCAUAAAUGCUCGCCCGUAGUUUGGAGGAUAGCUGCUCUCGUCUUUCGGAUUGGUUGCCGUGAGUUCAAUCCGCACUAAGGCUCAAAUUUUUUUUUUUACAAUUUAUUUAUAAAUUCGAAAUGUAACAAACUACUCGUCUUUAAAUCCGUCAUGUCUGAAAUGAGUUACCACCACUGCAUCCAUGUCCUUCUCUCUUUUGGAUAUUUUGAGAUUGCUCUCUGACCCGUAAGCGUGAAAUUUUGUUUAUAUCAAAUUAUGAGAAAACGUCAGGAUCGAAUCGUCAUAUAUUCUUUUCUUCCUUUUCGUCCAGUCUAUUAUAUUUUGAUUAAGAUACGUGUUCCAUUAUUGAAUGCGAAGUUAUAUCUUUCCAACAUCCGUGACCCGUUCCCAUUAAGAAAAAAAAACUUCGAAUUAAAGCAUUUGAAAAUGCUUUGAAGAUUUGGGAACUAAAAUCCUGUUUCGUUUGAGUCCGACUGGAAUCGAGUGAAUGACGAAGUUUAACCGUAGAUUAUAGGAUCACAUUUUAGAGGAGGGCAACUAUAUAGUCUGUAAGAAAAAGAAAAAAAAAUGAAACAAAAUUGUUAAAUCAGUUGGUGCCAGUACGUAUAGUUGAGAAAGUGCGAAAGAGUAAGUGAAAGAGAUAAUAAUCACUAGAUGAGUAAGAUAUCUGAAAAAAGAGUUAAUGAAAGUGCAUCAAAUUAAUAACCCAGAAUUAAAAAUCUAGUCUUCGCCUAGUCUCUAACGGAAAGAGUGGGUCGUUUAACACAAAGGCAGCUUUUUGGACAUAAAUCCAUGGCCCACUUGGAUUGGCGAGUAUCAGAAACUGCAGCCAACAAACGCUAUUCGUAGAAUUCUAGUACUACACUACUUAUCUAGUCCUGAUGAUGUCUGGUGUUUGGCUAGGGGUGGCACACCAUCCGCGAAUGCAGCGCUAGACAUUUUCUCCUUGCUGGAAGUCGCUGGAAUCGACACCGAUCGAGGAAAGCUUUUCGGUUCCAUUCUACACUUCUUUGAACUAAUCUUGGCUUCACGUUCUAGAAACGUUUACUUUCUCUUCAAAUGUUUCCUUUCUUCUGUCAAAAAAAAACUUCAAACUGGAGUGCGUGACCAACAACGAGCAAAUCAUCGAAUUUAUCACGAAUUUUGUGCAGUUUUUUCCUGUUAUCGGAAAGAUCAAAAUUGGUUUUGAUUUGGAACUUUCCUCAAAAAGACGUCCAGCAAAUGACAGCAGCAGUAAGCAAAAACACGACUUAGCAAGUAAGCAGCAAUAACGAAGUAAAUAAACAAAAAAAUGUUCAUAAAUGCAACGAAAGUUCUGAACGAAAAGCAACGUUUCUCAAACAACGAAUUAGACCGUAAGUAAAGCAAUUGUUUUUGUUUACUCGACUUUUGAGAGUUUUCCGAAUGUUGUGGCGGGAGUCCCCACGUCGGAUUUUACUUUCUGUAAAUAGUUCUCUGAGAAAGGACAGGUUCUGGAAAUAUAAAGAUUUGUAUUUGGUAGGGAAACCAGAAAAAAUCAGACGUGAAUGAGAGUUGAGUUUUUAUUGCUAAAAAAUGUAGGGCCUCCUCCAAGCGCCGUCGCUAGCGCCAUCUUUUGAUGGGGUGUGUGCGACUGCCGGAGUGAGACGCCAAGCUGCAAACUUUGACAAGCGCUUCUUUAGAUGUUGAUUGAUUAUGAGAAAAAAGAAACAUGCAUUGUAAUGCAAGAAAAAUAAACAAAACAAGCCGCAGUUAUUGAACAGAGACAGAGACAUUUUUAACCGUAGACAAACACAUACACAUACAUACACAGCACUUAGAGAGGAGAUGCUAGAUCUCGUAGCCUUAGAUUUUAUAUGAGAAGCUUUUUAACCGAGCGAAGAGGAGAUUGUAAAUAGCUGUCACUCAACCUUUACAACGGGAAAUUAAUUUGUCAAAUCAAUCAUCUUCAUUUAGUGUCCCGGAAUCCCGAGGGAUCCGGAUCCUUGGGUGCUGUGGCAGGGGAUUUGCGAGGGAUCGGAAGGGUUCGUCAUCGCCGGAGAGAAAACUGAUUACCCUGAAGAAGAGUUUAGGCGCGAAGACAGGAAAAAAACGGGCAAUGAAUUAUCUUUCGCAUCGGUCUCGGUUGACAGGUGUCAAAGUACUUACCACCGGCCAUUCCAGAAACUCGCCUGAAGGGUAUGAAGGGUUUGUUGCAGGAUGGGAAACCCUUCCCCGCGUGCAAAUCUCCUCCAGCCAAGUACAUCGAUGGGCGCUUGAAGAAAAGAGAAACUGUGAAAGAGUUGUUUAGAGGUUAGGAUUUUCCGUUUGUUUGCCUUCUUUUGUGAAAUUCCUUUGUCCUGGAAACAAUCGGACCGGAACGUGCUGAUGUGGACGGAUGUGGGUAACACGUGCAAUAGGAUUUGAACGGGUUGAACGGGGGUCGUCGCCUUGCCGGCCAGCUCCCUCGGGCGACCCAAAACCAGAGUGCUGAAUGUGUGCGUUUUAGGAGUUAGGUUAGGGCUUUGACACUGAGAUGAGAACUUACUUGCAUAUGUAUAUUGUAUAGUCAAUUUAAACUUCGUUUCUUCGGAUGCGGGAAAUCCCUACCGACGUUCGCCUUCCGAGCCUUUCGGAAGGGGACAGCGAUUGUCAAUUCUGAUUUGUACUCUCACGUGGCAUACACAAUUAGUUGUCCAUCCAGAAAACGGAAACCGAGAGCUUUAGUCCAAAUAAUCGAGCAAUUAGUAACUUAUCUAGAUAACUUUUAAUCGAAAUCACCUACACACACAAACAUAUUUACUCAACUAUAUAUUUCGGUAAACCCCCCUUGUUAAUUAUUACCCCUUCUCAGCAGUAGAGUUAACUAUCAAAAAUCUCCCGAAAAGAGUGUCUCUCCCCUUGGAGAUUCAACUCCGGGAGUAAAAACCCUUCCCAAACUUAUUCAACUUCGAUAAGCAAUUUACAUACAGUUGUAAAGAAUGGAGUGUAAUCUAGUCAAAGUAUAUUCGAGAAAUGACAGUGCGAGAGGCUUUCAAAUGAUCUCAUUACGUUUUAAGAUGACCCCCUUAUUCUCAGGAUCGUUAGGGUUCAAAUCAAAACUACAAAACCAAAAAAAAAAACUCUGUAAAUAUCAAACUGAGGCAAACAUUCCCAUACAGUAGAAUGAAACCAAAAAUUAACCCAAAACUAGGAUUAGCAAGAACUGAAGCAAAUUACAAUAAUAAGAUGCCGUAUGUAAUCCACGCUCUAGUUGAUAGAAUCCAUUAUUUAUUUCGCUUCUAUUUAAUGAAAUUUUACUUAGUCACUUGAACCCAUGUGAAUAGUUUACGACUUCUAAAGGCAUAGCAAAUUAUAGUGAAACGAAGUUUCAUCAGCUGCAAAACCACUUCAAAAGUCAUCUUUGCGGCUGGUUCACAACUUCUUCAAUCUCGGUAGAUUCGUUUGACAGUUAAUAUUUAUUUAUUUAUUUAACUUAUUCUUACACUAAGAAAUCCCAAACAACCGUCUCUAGCCAGUACUGAAGCAUAUACUCAUCCUCGGACAGAGGAAACAAACGUAGCAAUUGUAGACAAAGCGCCGAGCAACUGAAAAAAGCAAUUGUACAUACGAAAGCAAUAUAUUGAAGCAAGUUUUAAGAAUAACUUUUAAAAACCCCAACUACUCAAAACAAAAGACAAGUAGCAAACCAGAAUAAAACAACCAAAAGCGAUAUUAAACAGUCAGUAGUGAGCAAUAUAUUUAAAAACCCAAAAAAAAACAA
Aedes albopictus (Asian tiger mosquito) is the source of this 17673-nucleotide messenger RNA. Its product is annotated as zinc finger protein 776-like. The record is from RefSeq and is a predicted model, not a curated record. Gene Ontology annotation, biological process: regulation of DNA-templated transcription. The transcript has 2 exons. NCBI's taxonomy places the organism in Eukaryota, Metazoa, Arthropoda, Insecta, Diptera, Culicidae. Gene Ontology annotation, molecular function: RNA polymerase II cis-regulatory region sequence-specific DNA binding; DNA-binding transcription factor activity, RNA polymerase II-specific. Bases 1826 to 3676 code for a protein of 616 amino acids.